Messenger RNA from Monodelphis domestica (gray short-tailed opossum), 2427 nucleotides. RefSeq names its product cerebral dopamine neurotrophic factor (gene CDNF). Gene Ontology annotation, cellular component: endoplasmic reticulum. The record is from RefSeq and is a predicted model, not a curated record. Lineage: Eukaryota; Metazoa; Chordata; Mammalia; Didelphimorphia; Didelphidae. Gene Ontology annotation, biological process: dopaminergic neuron differentiation; neuron projection development.
GUGGUGGCACCUGGGAGAGAGGCUUUUUUGCUUCGUCCCACUUCUCACGCCUUUUCCUGGAAGAGCCAAUAGGAGCUAGAGUUUGCGUUAACGUCAUUCUUCCUAGCAACUGCUAGCUUAUUCUGUACAGUACCAGGCUCUCCCUUUCCUCUAGCCUCUGGUGGCUCAUCCUGGAAUAGUGAAAACCCUACUUUGCGCGUCUCUCUGACCGUGGGUGGCCCGCGCAAUUGGAACUUUUUCUCGACAUGCAGCCCGCAAGCCCAGCUGCAUCCAUAGUCCUUACCCUAGCUACCUGCAUUUUUGCUGUCUACCCCAUAGCCGUUCAGGGGCAGGGUUCCCCGGUGCGCGUUGGGGCUGACUGUGAAGUAUGUAAAGAAUUUCUGGAAAGAUUCUACAGAUCCUUAAUAGCCAAAGGUGUUGACUUUUCCCAGGAAAUCAUAGAAAAUGAAUUAAUCAGCAUUUGUUUAGAUGCCAAAGGAAAAGAAAAUCGUCUGUGCUAUUAUCUUGGAGCAACAAAUGAUGCAGCCACAAAGAUCCUAAGUGAAGUCACUCGUCCAAUGAGUGCCCAUGUACCAGCAGUAAAGAUUUGUGAGAAGUUGAAGAAGAUAGACAAUCAGAUCUGCGAGCUUAAAUAUGAAAAGAAGUUGGAUUUAGAAUCAGUGGAUCUGUCGAAGAUGAGAGUAGCAGAGCUGAAAAAGAUUCUGAGCAGUUGGGGAGAAGAGUGCAAAGCAUGCAUAGAAAAAACAGACUUAGUAGAUCUCAUUAAAAAGUUGGCACCCAAGUACACUUCUGCGAAUCCAAGAUCAGAACUUUGAUCGAAGUUUCAACAAAGUGGCUACAUUAGCACAUCAUCAAGAAAAUUACCUUUCUGGCCUUAAAGAAUGUAAGCAGGCAGUGUAUGACAAAGGCAUCAUAUUGGUUUGUCCUGUUCUCAAAAUACGUUACUUGUCUUUAUGAGUAAUUCUACUGUAUUAUAUUUACUGUGAAUACAAAUGUCACGUUCCUUCCAAAGAUAGCAAAGUGUUUGACUUAUUUUCCCCCUCUCACAACUUUUUUUUUUAAGCCUUACCUUCUGUCCCCGAAUCAAUGCUAUGUAUCAGUUCAUCACAAGACAGUUUUAUAGUCAAGAAUUUCACAAAUACCAAGUGUCCUUACAUUUAAAAUCCAAACAUAUAUAUGUUUGGCUAUAUUUCAUCUCCAAAGUAGCAGAUUUGGAGGAGCUGCUAUAAAAUUGUUUUCUCCAGCUAAUUUUGUUACAUUUCUUAAUCUGUUUGUCAAAUCAAAGAGGCCUACAACAGUGAAAGGAAAAUAAAUGUCUAGGUUGGAUACAGUAACAAGAUUGGGGAAAAUGAAUCAAUAUUUGUCUUAUUCACAGAACCGUAUAUCCCUUGUUUGUUCUUCAUGGUCACUACUUACGAUAUAUUUUUAAAAUCCACAGCAUAUGUGUCUUGGUAAUUCAAUGAUUUCAAAAUACAAAUGAUGUUCACCUCAAAUCCUGUGUACAUUUUUUUUUAUAAAUACUUCCCAUUCAUUCCCAUUUUCAAUAACAGGAAUAUCAGUAGCCAUGACAAUACAUUGAAAUACCAUUCAAAAAACUAUUUAGGGUACUAAGGAGCAACAUGAAGAAUUUUUAAAAGUUCAGUUGACAAGAGGCCUGCAUUUGCUGCUUGUGUUUUGAAACUGAUUUUGAACCAUAGCCGCAAGAACUCCUACUAUCAAAAUUAUAUUUAAGAUGGUGUGAAAGUGAAGUCCUCUUUCAAUAUGUAAGGUUAAUAACUUUCAAAAACAUUCUUGGCACCUGCCUUAAAUGCUUGCAGGACAAUAAUAUUGUGCAGAUCUUUAAAUUAUUAGUGAGAAACUUGAAUGAUCAGUUUUAAACUUAAAUUGAGAUCUAGUUUGAGAAUUCUCCAGGUGUCAUAUCUGGGAUCUAUGAUUUUACUUGAUUAGUCUGUCUGUGCGUAGACCUAAUAGUAAGGAGACCUGGGUUCUACACCUAGCUCUAACCAGUUCGGACAAGCCACUGACCUUUUCUGGACCUCAGUUUCUUCAAUUGUAACAUGUGCCUUUACAAAAGAAUUUGCAAAAGGUCUCUUCCAACUCUAAAACUCUACAAAAAGCAUUGAAAGGCCCUGGGUUUUCUUUUACAACAAUAAUGUAACAAUUUGUUGAUCCCUGAAAGAACUAUUGCGCCUUUCUCUAUAUGAAACAUAUUCUGUUGUCCACAAUCUCAUGGACUGAAGUUAUUCUACAGAUGCCAUUGUGUCUAAUAUUAAGCACUAUUACUAAAAGGAUAAUAUUAAACAUUGCAAUUUUAAAGCAAAACUAAUUGAAGUUUUUGUAAAUAAAUUUUUGACAGAAAAAACCACUUAGCAAGAUGGUGCAUUGAAUUUUUUAAAUUUUUUUAAAGCAUUCCUGUUCCUGAGUUUU